CACAGCUUACAGCACACAUUACAGACUCUGAAGAUGUCUCGUCACGUGCAUACCGGAGACGAGGAAGCGCGUGAGCCGCUUCUCACCGGUAACGAUCACCUGGAGCCACACGAGCUGGACUCAGAUGAAGGUGAAAUCAUUUUUGACAAGGCCACAACAAACAUCAGACACAAUAGUGAUGGGAAUGCACAGAGAAGAUUAACGUACGAGGAAGCAGUAGAGGAAGCAGGUUUUGGUUUGUUCCACUGGCUGCUGUUGGUGGUGUGUGGUUGGGCCAAUGCCAGUGAUGCCGUGGAGAUUCUCUGUGUGUCUUUUCUUCUGCCAACCGCGCGCUGCGAUCUGCUGCUGAGCUCUUCGGACAUGGGCCUGCUGACUGCCAGCAUUUUCCUUGGAAUGAUGGUGGGUGGCUACAUGUGGGGAUACUUGGCUGACCGGAGGGGGCGCCGCAGGGUCUUGGUGGUGUCCCUGACAGUCAACGGGCUGUUUGGAGGUCUAGCCAGCGUGGCUCCGUGGUUCUGGCUCUUCCUGCUGCUGCGGUUCAUCAGCGGCAUCGGGGUCGGCGGGUCUAUUCCUGUUAUCUUCUCCUACUUCUCAGAGUUUAUGCCCCGUCUCAGGAGAGGUGCAAUGAUCAGCGCUCUGGCAACCUUCUGGAUGGCAGGAAACAUCGUGGCUGCAGGUCUGGCCUGGUUGGUGAUUCCAAGAACCUGGGCACGCUUUUCUCUGGGAUCACUAGACUUCCAGAGCUGGAGACUGUUUGUGGUCCUGUGCUCUGUUCCCAGCCUCACCUCAGCCCUCCUCUUUAGGCUGCUCAUGCCCGAAAGCCCCAAGUUCCUCAUGGAGGCUGCCCGGGAGAAGGAGGCGAUUCAUGUCUUCAAAGCGAUGUUUGAGCUGAACAUGUGGGGAAAAGGAAAGGAUUUCCCGGAAUUUGGUUUACGCACUAGCUCCAAGCAAAGAGGGGAAUCAGAGGAGACCAGAACUCAGGGUUCACGUGGAGAGACACUUGGCUGUAUUUUGAAAAAGGCCUUGGUGCCCAUUAAACAAAUGUUUAACGGUCAGCUCAAAUCCAGGAGCAUCGUGCUGCUCAUUGUCUUCUACUGCAUUUCAUUUGGUUAUUAUGGGCUGUGGAUGUGGUUCCCGGAGCUGUUUGAGAGAAUUGAGGACGGUGGCUCGCCAUGUGCCAACGUGUCCCUCCUGUCUCCACUCCCCAACCAAAGCUGCUACCCAGUCAAAACAGCAGUGUAUAUGGAGGGCUUCGUCAUUGCUGCCUCCAACUUACCUGGAAACAUCUUCACCAUUCUUAUGAUGGACAGCACGGGAGGAAAGGCACUUCUGUCUUGCAGCCUGCUGGUGUCCAGUCUGAGCGUCAUGCUCAUCUAUUUGGUCAAGACCAAAGCCCAAAGCCUGGCCCUCUCCUGUGUCUUCAGCGGCGUGUCAGUGAUCUCCUGGAACGCCUUGGAUGUGGUGGGGACAGAGCUCUACCCGACCCAUAUACGGUCCUCUGCUCUAGGUUUCUUCACAGGAGUGGCCCGAGUGGCAGCGAUCACGGGUAACGUGGUCUUUGGAAACUUGGUGGACACAAACUGUGCCGUACCAAUCCUGCUGGUGUCAGCUCUGCUGCUGACUGGAGGACUGGUGUCUCUCCUGCUUCCGCAAACCAGGCAGACUGAGCUCACCUGAUGGCUCAGACUCUAAAUAACAUUCAUUUAAAUUAAUACAUGAUUAGCAGUCAUCCUUAUGAAAGGAGACUGGAGGCUGCUUUUAUAUCCCCUUUCUGCUCCUAGGGGAUUUUGGAAUCCUGUGCCUUGUCAUCUCUCUGUGCCUUUUAUGGUGCCUCAUUUAAAAUACCAACAAGAGAAAUUGUGAAAAGACAGUGGGCUCUCACCACUUUCCAGGAAUUAUUAUUCAGGAAAGUGAGUAAGACGAAAGAGAAAUGUGUACAUAUAUACUACAGUGUAUAUAUUGUGAGCUUGUGAGGAUUAAAAUCCUUACCAGAAGUGAAUCAAACUACAAACUGAGGACACCUUUAAAAAGUUUGCCAGUCUCCAAACUCUACAAAAAUCUUAUCUUAUAAUUAAAAAAAAAAGUAGUAAUGAACACGAUGUUGAGUUUCUGGAGUAUAAUUAGUGAUUGGAUUAGGGGCUGACUCAUUUUUAAAAAUGUUCUUGUUUAUGUCACCUUUAACUGAAAAAGAUCUCGAAGGAUGUUUCAGGCUUUUACGUGGCGUGUCUGAUUAUCUCGUUGCUCAAGAGUUUUGUGUGUGCCAUUAGUUAAAGAUAGGGCAAAAGUCAGUUUUAGUUUGUAAUUUACACAACCCUUACAGUUGUGAUUGUUUUUCAGGCCCACAGAUCUGCACAGCCAUUGCAAUAUAUUAGCAAAUGUCUGUUCUCAAAAUAAAAUAAAAAUCACAAGUGUACUUUAAACGCCAAACCAUGUGUACAUCUAUGCAACUGAAAAUUAUUUUCACUGCAAAAGUGAGUCAUUGUGUACCAAAUCUGUAAUUUUCUUGCUCAAACCGGACAACACCACUUUAGCGCUCCUGUGGGAGACAAGAGAUUGCUGGUCACACCUUUACAUCAGCCUGAGUGACCACAUUGCUGAUGGGCUCAUAUUCCCAUCAGUGAUUCUGUUUUCAAGUUUCAAAAUACUUUGUGAAGCAAUUUAUUUAAAAUAAACUACUUGUGUUCAUCUCA
Molecule: messenger RNA, 2690 nt
Organism: Micropterus salmoides (largemouth bass)
Lineage: Eukaryota; Metazoa; Chordata; Actinopteri; Centrarchiformes; Centrarchidae
Gene: sv2
Product: synaptic vesicle glycoprotein 2
Exons: 13
Coding region: 34-1677 (547 amino acids)
Biological process (GO): transmembrane transport
Cellular component (GO): membrane
Molecular function (GO): transmembrane transporter activity
Source: RefSeq, a predicted model, not a curated record